AUGGAACAGUUGACGCUCCUCAACGCCGUUCGCGACGAGACUUUGUCUAACGACAAGGCCAUUCUAGAGCUCUACGAGCGUAGAGACCAUUACGCCGCGUGCGAUCUCUCGCAAGAACACCAUGCUGAGAUAGCUCACCUCUUUGAAGUUGCCGUGCUUGACAUGCAGAAAGCUGUUGCUGCGCACGAACCGGUAGUGAAGGUGCUCAAAAAGGUACUGUUGGACCUGGGCAGCUUGCUGAUGGCAGAGAAAGGAGCAAGCCGUGUCAAAAGCAAGUUCCGAGCUUCUCCGAAAGUGGGUGUAGCAACGGGUGAGAUCCAGCAGGAGGUCGAGCAUGAAUCCUCUGCUCGAUCAUCUGCGAAUAUGUCGCAAACACAGAAGAGUGCCAUUACUUCUCGGCUACGAGAUCCAGCCGUACCUUCGGCCGAGGCCAAGAAGAUAGAGCCCGUAUCACUUUUGUCGCGAUCCCUAACAGCGUCAAAGGCGGUGGAUACAGCAGUCAUUACGACUGUCAAACACACUGAAGGCAAACGAGAUGCGUCAAAGCAUACCAAAGCCCUACGUCUAGAGCAGAUCCAGGCCACUUUGAAGGCACGAAACCCGGAAUGGUCGCAGGAGAAGAUUCAGAAGACGGCGUCCGACCACCUUGUCCUGAUCCUGUCGAAACAACGCGCGAAUGCAGAGAAAACAGCGCUGUCGCAGGUAGAUGGACAAGGCAGCGACGACGCACGCCGACUACCCCCUUCCCGCUCUAUGUCUCCUUCCGACCCGUUCAGCUCCAUGCGCUUCGCACGCCCAAGCACAAACACAAAGCGAGCACCGCGAUCCCCCCCGAAGGCCCCCGCGCCUCAUCGUCGCAAGACCCCGCUCAAAAAGAAGAUAUCUGUUCACAAGGAAGGCGGCAAGAAUUACAAGUCCAAAGAGUUCGUCGUCGACUCUGAUGAGUCGGGCACUAAGAUGAAGGGUUCCAACACCAGCGCUCCUCCCGAUGUAGGGGUGGUCGACCCUUCCGAGGGUCUUGCCGGAUUUGAGAAUCUCGAUAAAAAUGGGAACUACGUGAAAAAGCCUCCCGCGCGGUUCGUGUUGGUGAAUGGGAAGCCCAGGAUAGCGUUGGUCGUAAAGUUGAAGGUUUCGCCAGAGAAGCUGCUGAAUACCUUGUAUGGGAAAAAGGUCAAGGCGGAGCGGAAGCAACUUGGACUAAAUCCGUCCACAAAUGAUUCACGCACUCGCCAGUCUCGCGUCGAGAGCCUUCCUAGCACUUCCGAUACCCCAAGUACCGGUGGCGGUUUCAACGCGUCGCCGUUUGCACCUCAACCUACGACCAAGAUGGCAAGCGACAACGAAGACGCAGACUGGGAGUCCGAACCCGAGACCACGACCGCAGCCAUGACUGCGACCGCACCCUCACCCGACGUAGAAUUCCCAAGCUUCCCACCACUCACGGCAGCCCACCUUCCCCCAUUCAUGAAGGGCCUUACAAUCGCCAUCGAGAACAUCAUCCAAGACCACGCAAAGAAGCCAGACGACACCCUCCUCAAACUCGUCGAAGAGCUGGAUGGGAAUAAGCCCACGCUACCAGGCGGCAACAUAGCAGGUGACGACCGACAUGUUGUGAUGAGCGGCGGGGAGUACGUCUAUGCUGCCGUCCGCCAGGCCUACGCCGAUGUAACUCACACCGAGGACUCCCCGAAGGACUCAGGCAUCGAUGCGGACGGCGACACCACUAUGACUUCCACCUCUUCUAACGAAGUCGACGCCGACCCGGUCGACGACGUCAAGUUGUACAACCACUACGACGGCAUAACAGCUAUUCCCGAGAAGGCGCAGUACAACGGUAAAGGUUGCGCAUGGGAGAAGACGCCCGACGACGCCGACCCCCCUUUUCGCGUCGUGUCGAAAGCCAACGUGUCGAAGUUACCCAAGCGUGAGCUUAGCCGUAGAAAGGCGGCUCGCGGUGACCAGCCGGGUACGUGGAAAGAGCAAGGUAUCAGGGAGCUGUUUGAGGCAUUCCACGCGCAUGUGAAGCGCGAGUAUUGGCUCCAGGCUGCGCAUAUAGGCACUUAG
Paraphaeosphaeria sporulosa is the source of this 2064-nucleotide messenger RNA. RefSeq lists its product as uncharacterized. Lineage: Eukaryota; Fungi; Ascomycota; Dothideomycetes; Pleosporales; Didymosphaeriaceae. The record is from RefSeq and is a predicted model, not a curated record. The transcript is spliced from 4 exons. The coding region runs from base 1 to 2064 and encodes 687 amino acids.